This is a messenger RNA of Aethina tumida (small hive beetle), 1548 nucleotides long. Its product is annotated as RCC1-like G exchanging factor-like protein. Bases 162 to 1490 code for a protein of 442 amino acids. The record is from RefSeq and is a predicted model, not a curated record. Lineage: Eukaryota; Metazoa; Arthropoda; Insecta; Coleoptera; Nitidulidae. The transcript has 9 exons.
UUGCCUGGAACCAAUUUCAAUGUUUGUUUAUGGAGCAAAAUAUAUAAUUAUUUGGUCAUUAUAAAUAACUUGACUGUUGUUGAAGUUCAAAAAUAAUAAAUUCACAGUAUUUGUUGGAUUUGAAUGGUUAGGUAAUCUACACAUACAAAUUAAAUUCAAAAAUGAAUAAAACCGGUAAAACGGUGUUGAAAACGUUUAAAAAAUACUUCAGCAGUGUCAAACGAAAAUAUCCAAUAAACAGGGACGAAGAGAAAAAACUGCCAAUAUUUCAGUAUGGAGUUAGCAAAGAUUCAUAUCAAAGAAUCUACUCGUGGGGAAACACAACAACAGGAGCUCUUGGAAUCCCAUAUAUUAAGAGAGAUGAACCAAUAGACAAAGUUACAUAUUUCAGACAUCCUAAAAGAGUUACAUUUGGGGAGAGGAAUGAAGUCACUACAGCAGCAUGUGGUUUUGGAUUUACACUGUUUGCAGUGAAUAGUGAUGACCAUAAGUUAUAUGGAUCUGGUAUCAAUACCGAUUCUCAAAUAGGUUACCAUGAAGUCACACAAAAUAAACCUUUGGAAGUAUUGUUUUACCCCAAGCCAAUUCACCUGCCAUUACUAAAACCAACUUCUAGAAUAUUAAAAUUGGCAGCGGGAAGAGCUCACAGCGUCGCAUUAACUGAUGAAGGAGUAUUUUUGCAAGGCAACAAUUCAUAUGGACAAUGUGGUAGGAAGAUUAUACAGGAUGAGGAUUAUGUUAGGAGUAAAACUGUAAACCAUUUGACAACUAUUGAUGGAAAAGACGUAAAGGAUGUAAUUUGCGGUCAAGAUCAUACACUGUUGCUAAUGAAUGAUGGAUCUGUUUAUUCAUGUGGUUGGGGUGCUGAUGGCCAGACAGGAUUGGGACAUUAUAAAAACGUCGACGUAUUUCACCGAAUAAAAGGCGACAUAGAUAACGAAAAUAUCGUGCAACUAGCUUGCAGAUCUGAUUUUGUUCUUGCUAUAAAUGAUAAAGGUGAAGUUUUUGGUUGGGGAAAUACAGAAUACAAUCAACUGUGUUCAGAGACUGAACAGCAACAACAAUGUAAUCCGACGUUUUUAAAAUCAUUAUGUCACUUGGGAAAAGUCAAGUCGGUUGCGACCGGUGGCUCUUUUUGUCUGGCAGUAAAUGACAAUGGCGAGGUUUUCUCUUGGGGAUACGGAUUGUUAGGUGUGGGACCUAACGUGCAAAAUUCUAAAGUUCCUUUACAAAUACCGGACACUCUAUUCGGGAAGAACGAUUUCCAGCCUGACUGUAUGGUAGAAAAUGUGUACUGUGGGCUGAGUCAUGCGGGUGCUGUCACGAAUAACGGUGACCUGUACAUGUGGGGUAGAAAUAGAUCAGCCUGUUUAGGAUUGGGACAUGAGAAAGACCAAUAUUUUCCUUUUAAGGUAUCUCUAGGAGCAAUAGUGAAAGAAAUAUUUUGUGGUGUUGACCAUACUGUAGCUUUAUGUAAACCAUUUAUUUAACAAAUAAAUCUCAAUAUGUAAUUAAAUAUUUUAUUAAUAAAUCAAAUAUAAUUAAAAU